Messenger RNA from Lynx canadensis (Canada lynx), 1596 nucleotides. Its product is annotated as flavin-containing monooxygenase 5-like. Gene Ontology annotation, molecular function: flavin adenine dinucleotide binding; NADP binding; N,N-dimethylaniline monooxygenase activity. NCBI's taxonomy places the organism in Eukaryota, Metazoa, Chordata, Mammalia, Carnivora, Felidae. The record is from RefSeq and is a predicted model, not a curated record. The transcript has 8 exons.
AUGCCAGGAAAGAGAAUUGCAGUGAUUGGUGCUGGGGUCAGUGGAUUAGGGGCCAUUAAGAUCUGUCUGGAGGAGGGAUUGGAGCCCACCUGCUUUGAAGGAACCAAUGACAUUGGAGGACUGUGGAGAUACCAGGUAAGAGACUACGAGUGGCAGGGCAAGUACUACAAAUCUGCCACCAGCAACACUUCGAAGGAGAUGACAACCUACCGCGAUUACCCUUCCCCCGAUCGUUUCCCCAACUACUUGCACAAUUCCAGAAUCAUGGAGUACCUCAGGAUGUAUGCACAACACUUUGACCUAACGAAGCACAUCCGGUUUCUGUCAAAGGUGCACAGCGUGAGGAAGCGCUCCGACUUCUCUUGCACGGACGUCCUGGUCGAGACCACAGGGAAGCAGGAAUCCUAUGUCUUUGAUGGGAUUAUGGUGUGUAGUGGUCUUCACACCGAGCCCAUCUUGCCACUCCAGAACUUUCCAGGAAUCAACAGGUUCAAAGGUCAAUAUACCCACAGCUGUGAAUACAGGAGUCCAGAGAAAUUUCAGGGGAAGAAAAUCAUUGUGGUUGGCAUUGGAAAUUCUGGAGCUGACUUGGCAAUUGAGCUCAGUCAUGUAGCUUCACAGGUGUAUCUCAGCACAAGGCGGGGUGCGUGGAUUUGAAACCGGGUCUGGGAUAAUGGAAUGCCCAUGGACACUGUUCUCUUCACUCAUUUUAAGACCAUCCUCAACAAAUUUUACCCUACAUUCUUAAUCAACAGAUGGGCAGAGAAUAAAUUAAAUGCUCGAUUUAACCAUGACGUUUAUGGCUUACUACCUAAACACAGACUUCUCAGUCAUCAAGCUACUUGUGGUGAUGAUCUACCCAAUCACAUAAUAUCUGGAAGAGUUCUGAUAAAAUCAGAUGUUAGGGAGUUCACAGAGACGUCAGCCAUCUUUGGAGAUGGUACAGAAGAGGACCUUGAUGUUGUUAUUUUUGCCACAGGAUAUACUUUCUCUUUUCCCUUUUUGGAAAACAAUGCAACAGUUCUGGACAGCCAGCACUCCAUGUUUAAAUUUGUCUUCCCCCCUCAACUAGAGAAACCAACACUAGCUUUCAUUGGCAUCCUGCAGCCAGUGGGAGCCACCAUUCCCACAUCGGAACUCCAGAGCCGAUGGGCCAUGCGUGUAUUCAAGGGAUCGAACAAAUUACCUUCAGUGAGGGGCAUGACGGCAGACAUAAGACGGAAGAGAAAAAGAUUUGGAAAAGAAUUCCUGAAUAAUCCUCGCGACACAUGCAGAGUGCAAUACGUGGAGUACAUGGAUGAGAUUGUCUCUGAAAUAGGAGCGAAACCCAACCUGCCCUCCAUCUUCCUGUGGGAUCCGAAGCUGGCUAUAGAAAUUUUCUUUGGCCCGUGCACGCCUUACCAGUACCGCCUGCAGGGGCCAGGGAAGUGGGCUGGGGCCCGGAGAGCCAUCCUGAUCCGGAGAGAGCGGAUCAUCAAGCCCCUGAGGACUCGAACCCUCAUCUGUGACCAGCCUCCAUCCUCUGUGCCAUUUUGGCUUAAAAGCGCCUGUGCAGCUCUUCUCUUUGUUCUCACCUUAGUCAUUAUUAAAGGAUAA